AUGGAUCAAACUAUAUUAUUCAGGUUAUCAAAUCUUGGUCAACCUGUUAAUAAUGAAAAUAUAAAUAAUGGUGUUUUAAGUUUACCAUCAAAUGAUUAUCCUAAAACUUAUAAACCUGGUGAUAUUAUUUUUAAUUUACAAUUUCAAUUAAAUGCUGCAAGUAAAAUUUCAAGAAAGGGGAAAUUAUAUGUUAAUGUUCCAAAUACAUAUGAUGAAGAAUUUGAUAGAUAUAAAUAUAAAGAAAUAUCAAUUGAUUCUUCUUUUCAUGAAGAUAUUUUAAUUAAAAUUCCAAUUUUUAAACCUGGUGCCUAUAAUUAUUAUAUAAAAUAUGAAGAUGAUCAAGGUGAACAAACUACAGAUAAAUAUUAUUUCAAUGUACCACCUCAUUUAUCAAUAAAUGGUCAAUUUAUUCCAUUUAAUGCAAUUAAUGUUGAAACUGUAAUAUCAAAAUGGAUUGGUUCAUAUGAUCGUUGGCCAAAAAUUUUCCAAAAUAUCAAAGCAAAAGGUUAUAAUACAAUACAUUUCACUCCAUUACAAGAAAGAGGUGAAUCAAAUUCUCCUUAUUCUAUAUAUGAUCAAUUAAAAUGGGAUCCUGAAAUAUUUGGAAAAGAUAAUGAUGCAACUAAAAAAAUACAUACAGUUUUAAAUGAUAAUGAAUUAUUAAGUUUAACUGAUGUUGUAUGGAAUCAUACUGCAAAUAAUUCAGAAUGGUUAAAAGACGCACCAGAUUCAGGAUAUAAUCAAGACACUGCACCACAUUUAAUAUCAGCAAUUGAAUUAGAUGAAGCAUUGUUGAAAUUUAGUGAGAACUUAAAAGAAUAUGAUUUACCAACAACAAUAGAAAACGAAUCAGAUUUAAACAAAAUAAUUGAAACUAUAAAGACAGAAGUAUUAGAUAAAUUACAAUUAUGGCAAUAUUAUGUAUUUAACAGAGAGAAAGCUAUAGAAGAUGUUAAAAAUUCAGAAAAUAAUACAGAUGUUGACGUUUCAAAAAUCGACAAAAAUGAUAUAAAACAAGUUUCAAAUUUUAUAUUAGGAGAUGAAAAACCAAAAUUAGGUAAAAGAUUUGAAAAUAAAUUAGACACUAAAAAAUUUGCAUCAACAUUGAAAAAAUUAUAUGGUAAUACUGAUAAAGCGGGUGAAAUAAUUGAUAUUAUAAAUGAACCAUUAUAUGCUCAAUAUGAUGAUGAUUUAAAAACUAUUCAACAACAAGUAGGUGAUAGGAUAAAAUUUUUAAGAUUAGCUGAUAAUGGACCAAAAUUAGGUGAAGUUACCAAAAAAUAUCCAUUAACUGAACCAUACUUUACAAGAUUUGUUGAUAAAGAUGGCAAAAAGCAAGCAUUAGCUAACAAUGGUUGGAUUUGGGGUGGUAAUCCAUUAGUUGAUUUUGCAUCGGAUCAAUCAAAAGCUUAUUUAAGAAGAGAAGUUAUAGUAUGGGGAGAUUGUGUUAAAUUAAGAUAUGGAUCAAAAUAUGAAGAUUCUCCAAAAUUAUGGGAUAGAAUGAUUCAAUAUACUAGAGAAUCAGCAAAAGUAUUUAAUGGAUUUAGAAUUGACAAUUGUCAUUCUACUCCAUUACAUGUUGGUGAAAGAUUAUUAGAUGAAGCAAGAAAAGUAAAUCCUAAUUUAUAUGUUGUUGCUGAAUUAUUUUCUGGAUCUGAAGAAAUGGAUAAAAUCUUUGUUGAAAGGUUAGCUAUAAAUUCUUUAGUUAGAGAAGCAAUGCAAGCUUGGAGUGUUGGAGAAUUAUCUUCAUUAGUUCAUAAACAUGGUGGAAGACCAAUUGGUUCUUUAACUUGGUUACCAUUAAGUGACUUUUCAUACCCUGCAGAAAAAGAACCACAAUCAAGAGGUGGUUAUACAGAAUUAGAAAUUCCAAAAGUAUUAACAAGUUCUGCUCCUCAUGCUAUAUUUAUGGAUUGUACUCAUGAUAAUGAAAUGCCAGCACAAAAGAGAACAGUUGAAGAUACUUUACCUAACGCUGCUUUAGUUGCGUUUUGUUCAUCAGCUAUUGGAUCAGUUUAUGGUUAUGAUGAAUGUUAUCCACAUAUACUUGAUGUUGUAAAUGAAGAUAGACUUUAUGAUUUAAAUGAUAAUAAUGGAAUAGGUAAAGUUAAAGCAAAAUUAUACAAGAUUAGAAGUGAUUUAGCAAAAGAAAGUGAAGAUAUUGCUCGUGAUCAUGAAAUGUAUAUUCACCACGAAGGUCAAUAUAUUACAAUUCAACGUUAUAAUGCAAGAACUGGUAAAGGUUGGUUCCUUAUAGCUAGAAGCAAAUUCCAUCAAAAUGAAACUGAACAAAUUUUAUCACCUUCAACAUUAGGUGGUACUAAAGUUAAACAUGAAUUUAGUUAUACUUUAAAACAAACUGGUGAUUAUGAAUCAAAUAAAGAAUAUUUAACUGGUAUACCAGUAAAAGUCGAGGAAAUCGAAGAGCCAAAAGUUGAUUAUGAAAAUGGUGAUAGUAUAAUUCAUGUUAAUAGUACUUUUGUACCAGGUUCAAUAUCUGUAUUCUCCACAGAAAUCCCAGGAGUCGAUCAAUCAUUAGAUAAUUAUGUUAAAGAAGGAGCAAUUGAAGCAUCGUUAGGUUUAGAUUUAUAUGAUUUAAAUGCAUUACUUUAUAAAUGUUCACCAGAAGAAUUAGAUGCAAGUGGAGGUAAAGAUAAUGUUUAUGAUAUUCCAAAUUAUGGACCAUUAAUCUAUGCUGGUUUAGAAGGUUGGCAAACUGCUUUAAAACAUGUCAUAUGGUCUAAUAACUUGGGACAUCCUAUUUGUGAUCAUUUAAGAGAUGGAUCAUGGGCUUUGGAUAAUGUUGUUGCAAGAUUAGAUAAAUAUGUAGCUAAAUCAAAGAACUUAGGAAAAUUUCAAAAUUGGUUAAAAGAUAGAUUUGAUGCUGUUAAAAAAGCUCCUUAUUACCUUAGACCUCAUUAUUUUGCAUUAAUUGUUGGUAUUGCAUAUGAAGCAGCAAGAUUUAGAGCAUUGAGACAAUUUGGUAAACAAAUUCAACAAGCUACAAAUUUUGUUCAAAGUUUAGCUUUAACGUCAGUACAAAUGGUUGGAUAUAUGAAUAAUACUUCAUUAGUUCCAGAUAAAUCAGUUCCAUGUAUAGCAGCAGGAUUACCACAUUUUAGUAAUGAUUAUAUGAGAUGUUGGGGAAGAGAUGUAUUCAUUUCAUUUAGAGGUUUAUUAAUUGUACCUGAAAGAAAUGAAGAUGCUAAACAACAUAUUCUUGGUUUUGCUAAAACCUUAAAACAUGGAUUAAUUCCAAAUUUAUUAGAUGCUGGUAGAAACCCAAGAUAUAAUGCAAGAGAUGCUGCAUGGUUCUUUUUACAAGCUAUACAAGAAUAUGUUAUAAAUGUACCUAAUGGAAUUAAAAUAUUAGAUGAAAAAGUAUCAAGAAGAUUUCCAUUAGAUGAUAAAUAUAUUCCAGUUGAAGAAGCAUUUACAUAUGAAUCAUCAAUAAAAGAAAUAAUUUUUGAAAUAUUACAGCGUCAUGCAAAAGGUAUAAAAUAUAGAGAAGCAAAUGCAGGACCUAAUUUAGAUUCACAAAUGAAAGAUGAAGGAUUUAAUGUAGAAGUUGGUAUAAAUUGGGAUACUGGAUUUGUUUAUGGUGGAUCACAAUUAAAUUGUGGUACAUGGAUGGAUAAAAUGGGAGAAAGUGAAAGAGCUCAUAAUAGAGGUAUACCAGGUACACCAAGAGAUGGAUCAGCAGUUGAAUUACAAGGAUUAUUGAAAAGUGCAUUACGUUUUGUCAAUCAAUUACAAAAACAAGGUAAAUUUAAUUACAAAGAAGUUGAAAAAUCAAAUGGUGAAAAAAUUUCUUUAAUUGAUUGGGAAAAUUUAUUACAACAAAAUUUUGAAAAACAUUUUUAUAUACCUGAAAAUUCAAAAGAUGAUUGCAAUUAUGAUGUUGAUCCAUCAUUAAUUAAUAGAAGAGGAAUAUAUAAAGAUUUAUAUCAUUCAGGAAAACCAUAUGAAGAUUAUCAAUUAAGACCAAAUUUCCCAAUUGCAAUGUGUGUUGCACCAGAAUUAUUUACACCAGAACAUGCCAUAAAAGCUAUUAAUAAUGCUGAUUUAAUAAUUAGAGGACCAAUUGGAAUGAGAACAUUAGAUCCACUGGAUUAUAAUUAUAGACCAUAUUAUAAUAAUUCAAUUGAUAAUGAUGAUUUUGCUACAUCAAAGGGAAGAAAUUAUCAUCAAGGACCAGAAUGGGUUUGGAAUUUUGGCUAUUUUUUAAGAGCAUUUUUAUAUUUUAAAUUCCCCCAAAUAAAUUCAUUAGAAUUGUUUACAUUAUUAAAUGAUAGAAUUCAAUAUCAUAUAAAAUGGAUUAAAGAUAGUCCAUGGGCAGGAUUAACUGAAUUAACUAAUAAAGAUGGUGAAUUAUGUAAUGAUUCAAGUCCUACUCAAGCUUGGAGUAGUUCAUGUUUAUUAGAUUUAUAUUAUGAUUUAUGGAAUGAUAAAAGAUACAAAUAA
Molecule: messenger RNA, 4464 nt
Organism: Lodderomyces jiufengensis
Lineage: Eukaryota; Fungi; Ascomycota; Pichiomycetes; Serinales; Debaryomycetaceae
Gene: GDB1
Product: bifunctional 4-alpha-glucanotransferase/amylo-alpha-1,6-glucosidase
Exons: 1
Coding region: 1-4464 (1487 amino acids)
Biological process (GO): glycogen catabolic process; glycogen biosynthetic process
Molecular function (GO): 4-alpha-glucanotransferase activity; amylo-alpha-1,6-glucosidase activity
Source: RefSeq, a predicted model, not a curated record